UGACUUAUCAGGUGGUUGUCCGUCAGGAGGAGAGAGAGGGCAGACUCUCCGCUUUCCCUUUUACAAUCUCUCUUUAUCCCCAGUCAACAACUGAGUCCGGCUGACCUGUUGAAGUCCGACUUGCACACACGUUAGCAGACCAACCUGAGGGGAGAGAAAAGUGGAAGUGGUGGUGGAAAGUUGUCGAGUUAGUCGUCUCCCCCUCCCUUAACAACUAGCUAACUGCCACUUUCUCACAGCAGCAGCAUGGCUGGCGGUUCGGUGUCCGAGUGUAAGGAGUAUCUGUUCAAAGUUUUGGUGAUUGGGGAACUGGGUGUUGGAAAGACAAGCAUCAUCAAACGAUACGUCCACCAGCUCUUCUCACAGCACUACAGAGCCACAAUCGGCGUCGAUUUCGCCCUCAAAGUCAUCAACUGGGACAGCAAAACAUUAGUUCGACUGCAGUUAUGGGAUAUAGCAGGUCAGGAGCGGUUUGGGAACAUGACCAGAGUAUACUAUAAGGAGGCCGUGGGAGCAUUUGUGGUCUUUGAUGUGACCAGAAGCUCCACAUUUGAGGCUGUGUCAAAGUGGAAGCAUGAUUUGGACAGCAAGGUGAAACUGGCCAAUGGCAGCCCUAUCCCCUCUGUCCUGCUGGCCAAUAAAUGUGACCAGAAGAAAGACGGGUCUAACAAUGCCUCCCUCAUGGACAACUUCUGCAAGGAAACUGGCUUUCUGGGCUGGUUUGAGACGUCAGCUAAGGAGAACAUAAAUGUUGAUGAGGCAGCCCGGUUCCUCGUGGAGAACAUCCUCCUCAAUGACAAAGGGCUUCCAUAUGAGGAGAGCAAUGGCGAUCGCAUCAAGCUGGACCGAGAGGCCGCACCUGCGGAGAGCAAGUCAGGCUGCUGCUAGCGUCAGGCCUCUUUGGUCCACUUACCCUGUCAUACAGGAGGGGAUAUCAUCCAGGGUCUAAGACCCCGGUCCUUCUUGCCCAACAUCAGCCUCCCUCCAUCCUUCUCACCUCACCUCCACCCACCCACCCAAGGGCACAAGCACAUGUCCUGGCCUAUGAGUAUUGUCUCUCCAGGUGGAAAUCAUAGCCAUGAAGAUGAUGCCUUGUGUGUUGACCACUCCAUUUCUCUCAUUCUCUUUCUUCAUGCCUUUCUCCAAUUUUGAAGAACCAUGUGAGAACUGUAUAUUUGUAGCAAAGCCUCUUAAAGUGUCAGUCCAGUGAAUUUUGUUUUGUUUUGCAUUUUUGUUACAUUACUGGGAAAAAAUGCAAUCCUAUGGCUGUCAUAGGAGGGUGUACCAAGUACAUCUUUCUGCUAUAUACAAGUUAAGCUGGCAAUGGGUUUGCUGCAGAGAGCGAGCAGUUUUUGUGUGCAAUGAUCAAAAAGUCAGAAAGUAAUAGAACUAUCCCUGCGAGGGUUAGCCAGCAACAUUUUUAAUUUGGAGGUAAAAACAAAAAGGUCUCAUGUAGUUAAAAGUGGAAUUCAACUAUAAGGCAUUCACCUGGGGAAAGGCUUGUUAAUGUUUUCUCUUCUGCUCUCAAAAAAACUUUUUAUUUAAAAGUUUUGAUAUUUUGUUCAAUUAUUAUCUGUAUUUCCUUUUCUUACUUUCUCUUUUUGUCUUUUUGCAGUCUAUCAGUUGUCUCCCAGAGUUCAAGCGUAAGAAACUUAUUACAGAGAAGAACAUUGUCCAGAAUGUCAAAGAAAACAAAAUACUAUCCUCUUGUGGGAGGUCUGUCAGAGGCAUAUGUGUAAGCACUAACUGGAAAU
Messenger RNA from Pygocentrus nattereri (red-bellied piranha), 1754 nucleotides. It is a transcript of the gene rab32a, whose product is annotated as RAB32a, member RAS oncogene family. The transcript is spliced from 3 exons. NCBI's taxonomy places the organism in Eukaryota, Metazoa, Chordata, Actinopteri, Characiformes, Serrasalmidae. Bases 247 to 888 code for a protein of 213 amino acids. Gene Ontology annotation, molecular function: GTP binding; GTPase activity. Gene Ontology annotation, cellular component: late endosome; phagocytic vesicle; lysosome. The record is from RefSeq and is a predicted model, not a curated record. Gene Ontology annotation, biological process: phagosome-lysosome fusion; endosome to lysosome transport.